CUCGCCAACAGGUGGAGACAUGUUUUGGUUCUUAUACAUUUCGCCAAUGUGGCGUCUGAUUUCUUUUGCCAAAUCUGUUGCGCUAGCUUCCUGGUUUGCAGAGUACUUACUGCACAAGUGCGUGCUGCGGGAUGGACAUGAAAGAAAAGACCAACACUAUUCUAAAACGUUAUGACAUUGGAAGAAAAUUUUCUCAUUUGUCAUCUUUACCUAAAGCAUCUGUCCUUAUUCCUUUGUUUGUGAGAAAUGGAGAACUUCAUGUGCUGAUGACAGUUAGAUCAGUAGAGCUAAAAAACGGUGGGGGUGAGGUGUGCUUUCCUGGAGGUAAGUGUGAGCCAAAGGACCACGAUGAAAUCGACACAGCUCUCCGAGAAGCCAGGGAGGAAAUAGGUCUUCCACCAGACAAGGUGGAGGUCAUCGGUAGACUUGUUCCUGUUAUUAGCAAGGCUGGCAUUUUAGUAACACCAGUGAUGGCUUUCAUUGAGGAAACCUUCCAAGCCCAACCCAGUCCAGAUGAAGUGAGUGAUGUAUUCACGGUUCCAUUGCACUAUUUCAUUAACCCAGCACACCACACUGCCCAAGACUUUCCAGGGCUGCCAGGACGUUUGCAUUUCUUCACAUAUGGGGAGCCCAAAACUGGCAAAUCCUAUCUGAUAUGGGGGCUUACUGCACUUUUGGCUUUACUUGUUGCUGUUUUGGCUCUGGGGAAGAAGCCAAGUUUCGAUGUAGUCUUUGAUGUUGAAGAUCCGCUACCUUUCUUUGAGAGGAGUCUUACUAAGACAUACCUCCGAGGCAAGCUAUGACCUGUGAUGAGCGCCUUAUAACAUACUGCCAAUAAUGGGGACAGAUAAGACUCCCAUUGCAUAGCAGAUUAAGCCGUUGCACCCUUUGACAAAGGUUGAAGGUUAAAUAGUUUCUCCAUAGCUCUAAAAAAACAUGCUACUUCCCUUUGAACUGCAUCUGUCACUGCUGAUAUGCUACCCAAAUCAGAUUUUGGGCAUUUAGCUUUCUUUCCAAGUUAUUUAUUCCAUUUAGAAUAAAUGUUUCUACAAAUGCAUUAGUAUUAGAAGUCUACUUUAUUAAUCUCAAAAUUAGUGGCUCAAAAUCCCUCUUGAGCUCUAUAAUCUGAAUAUUGUUUCCCAGGUAAUUUACUAUGUAUUGAAUUCAAAGUACAGUAAGUAAGACUUAUGCAAUUGAUUGAUUUGAAAGAGCUGUAUGUGUUGUACCAACAUCCUCUACAAAGAUAUACUUCCAUUAAAACAUAUUUACAUUC
This is a messenger RNA of Polyodon spathula (Mississippi paddlefish), 1273 nucleotides long. It is a transcript of the gene nudt7, whose product is annotated as nudix (nucleoside diphosphate linked moiety X)-type motif 7. The record is from RefSeq and is a predicted model, not a curated record. The transcript has 4 exons. Bases 132 to 803 code for a protein of 223 amino acids. Gene Ontology annotation, biological process: coenzyme A catabolic process. Gene Ontology annotation, molecular function: acetyl-CoA hydrolase activity; coenzyme A diphosphatase activity. Lineage: Eukaryota; Metazoa; Chordata; Actinopteri; Acipenseriformes; Polyodontidae.